GUAGCAGCUAAGUAAUUCCAUGUGGGACGCAACUAACUUCGGAGGCCAGAAUACAGUCGAGUUAAGGUUUUUUAAAAGACAAUUAUAAGCUUAGAAAUAAAGAAUCAUACUGCUUAAAAUCAUUUUUAUUUUUAAGUAAAUUAUGUGUAUAUUUUAAACUGAGCACGGAAGCUGGCUAACAUGCAUUCGAGUUGCCAGGGUAUCGACUAGCUGCAAACCUGUGACAUGUGAACCGCUAUAGCUCACUGCAGUUGAGUAAAUGCAAAUUAAUUAGUCGAAACCCCCAAUUAACCAACUAUAUUUCUGGCCAUUUAUCCGUCGAAGUUUGUUUGAAUAACCGUAAAUACCGCGUCACAACGUCGCACUCUAAUGUCCAAACACGGCCACCGUAGCUCCACAGACAAGUCUUGGGCAGAAAUGAUAUCCACAUUCUCCGCCUGACAGUCAACGCUGAGGACAUCAAAACCAACCAUUUAUUUCAGAUACGACCAACGCCGGCCACCGUAGAGACCAUUAUUCAACAAGAACACUAAACAUGAACUAAAACUGCUUUAAAGUGGAGUAAAGAACAAGCCGAACCGCGUUGCAAGCAACGCGUGAAGGGUUCAUUAUGAAAAAGGCGACAGGAGUCAUGACAGGUGAGGCAUCACAGGUUCGACAGGCGGUGAUGGAGUCUCUGUGGGGCAUGUGUGCGGCUGAUUCUCUGUCCAUGCCUGUCCACUGGUACUACAACAUCCAGGACAUCAGUAAGGACUUCAAAGGUUGGAUAGCCGGAUUUCACUCACCAAGAGAGAGACACCCGUCCAGUAUCCUCACUCUGUCCAACACUGCUGGUAGUGGUCGGAGCUCCUCUUCUUCUGGUACGAAGGAUGAUGAUGUGGUCGGUGACAUCAUCCUGCAUGAUAAGCUGAAACUGUGGAAGUCCUCCAACGGCUCAGUCCACUAUCACCAAGGGCUCCAGGCCGGUAACAACACCCUGAACAUCCUCUGUGCCCUCAGAGCAGCUCAAACUCUGGCCUGCAGUGGUUUCACUGACGCUGCUCAUCCAGAGGCUCGAGCUGCCGUACUGUCAGACUAUGUCCAGUUCCUGACCACGCCUGGAAACCACAACGACACCUAUGCCGAGUCCUUCCACCGUUCGUUUUUUGCUGACUGGAGGGAGAGCAGACCUAACCUGCCCAGUGAAGUUCUGCUAUUUGCAGAAAAACGUGCAAAACUGAAGCUGAGCUCCUCGCAACCUGACAGCCAGCUUGAUGCCAUCGGCUGCAUGCCCAUGGCCCUCCCCUUUAUUUUGUUCUCAACUUCAGUCAGUGAAGAGCAGGCUGUCACUGCUGCGGUGGAGUUUGUCAAGCUCACCCAUCCUAAUCCAAAUGUGCUCAAGUACAUGUCCUUAUAUGGUAAAGCCCUGUAUGCCGUGCUGAGAGGCGCUAGUGUGCGCCAGCAGGCAGAACACGCUCUCAGGAACCUAGAUGUCUGGGACGUCUGUCAGGAAUACAGUCACAAAGCUGAAGGGUUUCCUUCAUCAUCAGAGGAAAGGCUGAAAGUGCAUCAGAGCGCUGUGAACCAUCUAGGUUUGGCAUGCUACACUAAAGGUGCUCUCUGCAGUCUCUUCUACCUUGCUCAUGAGUUUCAUGAUGACCCUAAAGAAGGGAUUCUCACCAAUGCUAACUGUGGAGGUGAGAACUGUAACCGUGGUGCAGCACUUGGGGCGCUGCUAGGGGCUGGCGGCUCAUAUUCGGGUGUGUUUAUCCCAGACGACUGGAAGAAGGAGUUGAGAGACGCUCAGGACGCUAUCCCACUAAUUCUGAAGAACCUGCACUGAGAGAGAGCAGUCGACGACUGUCCAAUAUUACAAGAAUCUGUCUUAAUGUUUCAAUCAAACCUAUUCCAUAUAUUUUAGUUUUUCAUUUUAGCUUUUGUAGUUUAAUCUUUAUGUAUUUAAUAACCUUAAAUUAUAAAUAAUAUAUCUUGAUCUCUUUAUAUUAAAUAAAAUGUUGACACAAAAA
Cynoglossus semilaevis (tongue sole) is the source of this 2006-nucleotide messenger RNA. RefSeq lists its product as uncharacterized. Bases 611 to 1822 code for a protein of 403 amino acids. Lineage: Eukaryota; Metazoa; Chordata; Actinopteri; Pleuronectiformes; Cynoglossidae. The record is from RefSeq and is a predicted model, not a curated record. The transcript has 11 exons.